CGGGCGUCGGGCGGGUGAUGUACAGGCUGUGAACAGGCUGUGAACAGGCUCUGCGCGAUUGAAUGUCGGGGCCGCGCGCCUCGUCACCGCGGCGUGGAUUGCUGAGCUCGUCUGCGUCCGUUGCCAUGUCGUUCCACAGCCCUAGCAGCUGCACCUCGUCCUCCUCUGCCUUUUCUCACCCCGUCUGCGAGCUGCCUUCUGCUUUUUGUGACCUUCCCCCGUUUUCUUCUCCCCCCCGCCACUGCAACAUCCCCAUCGCUGCCAGUAGCAAGCGCCUUCUUCGUUGAUCCUGUCGCUCGUUUGCCCGUCAUGUCGCCCGUGACGAGGGCCAAGAGGAUUAUCCUGCACGUUUCCAGCGGUUCUGACGUUCGGGUACAGAGAAAGGUCAAGGUCGUCACCGACCAGAGCGUCAUCGACAAGCCCUCACCCGUGGCCGAGUUUCCCAUGAGAGAAUGGAGCAUAAAGCUGCACUUGCUGGACGAGGACGGUAACGAGCGGCCGGCGGAUGUCUUCACCAAGGUCGUCUACAACCUGCAUCCCACGUUCGAAAAUCCUCAUCAGACCUUCAACAAGCCUCCGUUUGUCUGCUCCAACGAGGGCUGGGGAGAAUUUGAAAUCUCGAUUGACUGCUACACGACUGAGAAGACGAAGCUCGCGCCUAUCAUUCACGACCUCAACUUCCAGCAGGAGCACUACGAGGCGGUGCACACCGUCACCUUCAAGAACCCCUCGCAGGCACUACAGGAGCGGCUGCGCGAGACGGGCCCCUUGCCCAACGACGAGGACCGCCCCAAGAAGAAGGGCGUGGCCGCUAAGAAGGGCGCCCAAAAAUACGACUGCGAGAAGAUUGCCGAGGCCCUGCAGAAGCUCGACGACGAGGAGGACCUCCUGCGUGUGAUCCAGCUCAUCAACGAGAACAAGAGCGCGGAGACGUACAUCAAGAGCGAUGUCGAGGUGGACAAUCUCGUUGAAGCCGGCGAAUUCUCAAUCGACCUGUACACGAUGCCCGACGUUCUCUGUACAAAACUCUGGGAGCACCUUUCCAAGAAGAACCUGAUUAGCUAGACGGUCAAAUCACCGCUUCGAGUUUGGGGCCCAGCCUGCCCCGAGCCGUGUAGCCGGACGGGCGGCCUGACGGACCGACUGGCUUUAGACGACGGGCAGUGACGUGCGUGAACCAUCAGACCCGUCAAAGAAACCGUUUCACAGGGGCGCGAGCCUCGGACGAGUUUGACAACAGGGGUUUCGUAUAGUGGCACAAUGAGGAUUUGCUGGACGUGGAGGGAAAACGGACAAGGGAAGUGAGGGGGCGAAAAGAGGCGCGAAAGGCUGUGUUGCCGCUCUUUCGUAUGGUCUUGGGAGCCCAGGGAGAGGGUGGCCCUGUGUUUUCACUUAAUCAUUGAGAUUUUCUUGUUCCGUCCUCUUUUUUCUUGUUAUCUGCUAGGUACCGGAAACGCGGAGUGGCCAUGGGAAAGUCCUCGUGCUUUGUUGUUUGUAUCAAGUAAAAAGUCCUGCAGUGU
Molecule: messenger RNA, 1520 nt
Organism: Purpureocillium takamizusanense
Lineage: Eukaryota; Fungi; Ascomycota; Sordariomycetes; Hypocreales; Ophiocordycipitaceae
Gene: tfg3
Product: transcription factor TFIIF complex subunit Tfg3
Exons: 5
Coding region: 310-1065 (251 amino acids)
Biological process (GO): regulation of transcription by RNA polymerase II; chromatin remodeling
Cellular component (GO): Swr1 complex; NuA4 histone acetyltransferase complex
Molecular function (GO): histone binding
Source: RefSeq, a predicted model, not a curated record